Molecule: messenger RNA, 1515 nt
Organism: Bombina bombina (fire-bellied toad)
Lineage: Eukaryota; Metazoa; Chordata; Amphibia; Anura; Bombinatoridae
Gene: TEX9
Product: testis expressed 9
Exons: 12
Coding region: 153-1334 (393 amino acids)
Source: RefSeq, a predicted model, not a curated record
AAGGAGAAUAAAAAUAUACAAAUAACCACGUAACGGCCAGUGAGCGCUUCAGCACUCUAAAAUGUAUUUGACCCAAACUCUCGCGUGAUCAGUGCUUUCUGUUACUUAGCAACUGGACGCUGCAGGCUAAAGCAAACCGGGAAGCAUUAAAGAUGUCGAAUAGUCGAAGUCGUUCUGCAACUACCAACAAGGCAAAGAAUACCAGUCGUAAUGGAUUACCAUCGUCUGCAGCAGCACAGAAAACACCGCAAGACAAUCUGCUGGCCAAGGAGGAAGAAUACAAACGAUUAAAUGCAGAAUUGGAAGCGAAGACAGCAGAGCUGGUGCGUGAGGCAGAGACCGUAAUGCGAGGACAACAAGAAUUACUAUCGCAGUCAGCACUGACAAAGGUUAAGUUCUUUGAGGACGAUGAUGACGAUGAAAGAGUAAGAAAACUACUUUCCCCAGAUGUACCAACAUUGACACUCACACAUGUUAAGAACAACAAGAAAACAGAUGUAAAGUCUACAGCUCAGCAAAGACCAGUCUCUAGAGGGAAGACGAAGCCAGGGGUCAGAUCAUGUACUGCAGACACGCAAGUUGCAGAUGAUGUUGCACUCCCUAAGGAUAUCACAGACUUUUCCCUUGCAAAAACCAUUAGUAAGAUUGAAAGCAAACUAGAUGAAGGAGAACUGCCAGAGAAUAUUGAAGAUGACGUAAUUCCAGGAAUAAGCUCUGAAAUUGGAGCAGAGGCUCAGAUCAGAUUUCUGAAGGCCAAGAUACGAGUGAUGCAGGAGGAGCUGGAUAGCAUAAGCCAUGAAUGCAAUAAGAAGGAUGAUGAAAAUUGCAAUCUUACAUCUCGUGUUAAAGAGCUUGAAGAAGAGCGUGCUCGACUGCAGAGAACAGUUAAUGUACAGCAAUCUCAAGCUGAGAAAUAUAAAUCAUUAUAUGAAGAAGCAACUAAGAAAAGCGAUGGAUUACAGCAUCAGCUUUCGGCAUUAGAGAAGGAACUGGAAAAUUUUAAAAGAAUGCAAAAGCAGUCUGCAAGCAGUCAGAGUGUCACUGAGGUUCGUUUGAACAGGGCUCAUGAAGAAGCGGAGAAAUAUAAAAUGGAACUGAAUAAACUUAAACAAAGUAACAAGGACACAGCUAACCAAGAGCGAAAAAAGAUUGAAGAACUAAAAGUUGAAAAUAAGAAAUUGGAAAAACAAAAAGCAGAACUAAUGGCUGGUUUUAAAAAGCAGAUCAAACUAAUAGACAUAUUAAAAAGACAAAAGCUACACAUUGAAUCUGCAAAGAUGCUGUCAUUUACAGAAGAAGAGUUUAUGAAGGCACUGGAGUGGGGACAUUUGUAGACUGUUUUCUUGUACAACUUGUUUUGUUAUUUUUACUUUUUGUUGAGAUGUUCCAGGUUGAGACUAAAAAUAUUUUGUUUCCAUUUGUGUUGUAGUUAUUUUGUGCCAAACAAAUGUAUGGUUAAUAAAAAAACUAAUAAUUUACCUAAAUAAAAGAAGUUAUUUAUUAUAAAGAAGAUAA